Messenger RNA from Polistes dominula (European paper wasp), 1309 nucleotides. RefSeq names its product zinc finger protein 330 homolog Noa36 (gene Noa36). The record is from RefSeq and is a predicted model, not a curated record. Lineage: Eukaryota; Metazoa; Arthropoda; Insecta; Hymenoptera; Vespidae. Gene Ontology annotation, molecular function: zinc ion binding. Gene Ontology annotation, cellular component: nucleus.
UGUAGUGAGAACACUGUUAAGGGAUACGACAUUUUAGAUGGCGCACGUAUAGCCAAUCCAAAAAAGAACCGUGUUCAAGUAAUGAGAGGUUAUUCUUGGUACCACGUCAGUAAUCAUCAGUAAUUAAAUUGGAAGAAGAAACUAUAACCUAAAACUUAUUUUCCAUUGAAAUAUUAAGAUGCCCAAAAAAAAAACAGGUCAAAGAAGAAAAGCUGAAAAACAAAAAUUAAGACAAAAAGAAAUUAGAACUGCCAAGGAGCAAAUAGACAUAGCAAAGCUACCAUGUAAUUCAGUUAUGGAAUGUGACAAGUGCAAUAAAAAACAGAAAAGUCGUGCCUUCUGCUAUUUUUGUCAAAAUGUGCAACGCUUGCCUAUGUGUGCACAUUGUGGCAAAGUCAAAUGUAUGUUAAAAACAGGAGAUUGCGUAGUAAGACAUCCUGGUGUAUUUACUACAGGUCUAGGCAUGGUUGGAGCUAUAUGCGAUCAUUGCGAAGCCUGGGUUUGUCAUGGAAGACGUUGCUUAACAUCGCAUGCAUGUACUUGCCCGUUGAUGGAUGCCAUUUGUCAAGAAUGCGAAAGAGGAGUUUGGGAUCAUGGUGGAAGAAUAUUCCGCUGUUCUUUCUGCAAUUGUUUCCUCUGUGAAGAUGAUCAAUUUGAACAUCAAGCAUCAUGUCAAGUAUUAGAAGCUGAAAGUUUCAAAUGUCAGUCGUGUAAUCGUUUAGGACAAUAUUCGUGUCUUAGAUGUAAAACAUGUUAUUGCGAAGAUCAUGUACGUAGGAAAGGGUUUAAAUAUGAAAAAAAUAAACCUAUACCUUGUCCUAAAUGUGGAUAUGAAACAUCACAAACUAAGGAUCUUAGUAUGUCUACGAGAAGUCAUAAAUUUGGUAGACAAACUCAGGCUGGACCAUAUGAUUCAGACGAAGAAAAUGAUUAUAAUGGUUACGGUAACAAUUCAGAAUAUUAUAUCGCUAAUGAUGAUGAAGAAGAUGAGGAUGAAAAUGAUGAUGAAGACGAUGAAGAAGAUGAACAAGAAGAUGAAUCUUCUAGCGAAGACGAAGUAAAGGAUAAUGAUAAAGUGAGCAAAGAAAUAUAAAAACCAUUAAGCAAUAAAGUGAACUUAACGUGUGAAAAAUAUACAAAAAAGUAUACAAAUUAAAAAUUACUUUAUUAACACGUUAAGCGCCAUGCCGAUCCAUAAGGACUGACGGCAGACUUUUCGUUCUUCUAUCGGUUUGUUUAUCUUCUGCUAAGGAGAAAAGACUAUAAGGAUAUAAACAAAGUAUAUACACAGCAUUUAUUGCGAUUGUAA